AACGGUAGUGGCCGAAUUUAAAUGAUCUGAUCGUUAAAUUGAAGACGGGCAAUACUGUAAUUAUGCUCUGGGUUGCAUCAUUAUUUAAAUGGACAAAUAUAUUCCAGACGACUCGCGCUCCAUCUCUUCUCACGCCUUUGCACUGAAUGAUGUGGCUGAUUUGCUGUCCUGGCGGAACUACACAGAACGGACCUCCCACCCAAGCACCUCACGGUAGCUUUAUCAGACUGCAUGGUCAACUCGCAAGCUGUGCGUCAGACCAUGACUGAAUUCUGGAAGGAGCAUUCUCAAGAAGCCACGGUCCAGGAAAUGAUGCUGGACUCUAAUGCCCAGCUGCUCACUGAGCACGAGCUCCCCGAGAUCCUCUCCCUCCUGCCCAGUGUGGCCAACAAAGACGUCCUGGAGCUAGGGGCUGGCAUAGGACGAUACACGUGUCACCUCAUUGGUAAAGCCCACCAUGUGACAGCUGUGGAUUUCAUGGAGAAGUUUGUGGAAAAGAACAGGGAGGACAACAGUCACCUCGGUAAUGCUGACUUCCUCCAGGAUGACGUCACUCAACUUAAUUUCCCCCAAAACAGUUUCGACCUGAUCUUCUCUAACUGGCUGAUGAUGUACCUGAGCGAUGAGGAGCUGCGGAAACUGAUCGAGAAGAUGCUGUCCUGGCUCAGACCUGGAGGACACCUCUUCUUCAGGGAGUCCUGCUUCCACCAAUCAGGGAACUGCAAAAGAGAUUUCAACCCCACCCACUACCGCACUCCGGCCCUCUACAACCAUCUGAUGACAUCAGCACAGUGGCAGGGAGAUAAAGAGGCCUUUGGCUUUGACAUUGUCCUGACCAAAACAGUGCAGACCUACGUCAAGAUGAAGAACAACAAGAACCAGGUGUGCUGGCUUCUGCAGAAAGCUCAGCGGGAGGGUGCCCAGCAGGGGGGCUUCGGCACCUUCCAGCAGUUCCUGGACAACCAGCAGUACACGCGCCGUGGCAUCCUGCGCUACGAGAAGAUGUUCGGCGCCGGCUACGUCAGCACGGGAGGGCCCAGCACCACGAAGGAGUUUGUUGACCUUUUGAACCUCACACCCGGGCAAAAAGUUGUCGACGUUGGUUGUGGCAUAGGAGGGGGAGAUUUCUACAUGGCAAAGAACUUUGGCGUGGAAGUGUUGGGAAUGGAUUUGUCUGCAAACAUGGUGGAAAUUGCCUGCGAGCGAGCAGUCAAAGAGAAGCUGCCUAUGGUGCACUUUGAAGUAGCUGAUGCCACAAAGAGGGUUUUCCCUGUGGGCACUUUUGAUGUGGUGUAUAGCAGAGACACCAUUUUGCACAUCAGUGACAAACUGGAGCUCUUCAAAAAUUUCAAUUCGUGGCUGAAGCCUGGUGGCAAGGUGCUGAUCAGUGACUACUGCAGUGGGGAGAAGCCCUGGAGCCCCCAGUUUGAGGAUUACGUUAAACAGAGAGGAUACAUCCUCUACACGCCAAAGAGAUAUGGACAGUUCCUGGAGGAGGCAGGCUUUACCAACGUGCGCGCUGAGGACCGAACAGAGCAGUUCAUUCAGGUGAUCAAGAGCGAGCUGGAGAAAGCAGAGGUCAUGCGGGAGGAGUUUGUCCAGGAAUUCUCUAAAGAAGACUAUGAUGCUAUUAUGAAAGGCUGGACAGAAAAACUGCAACGCUGUGAAUUAGGGGACCAACGUUGGGGAUUAUUCUAUGCUACCAAAAAGUGAUAGGACAGAGAACGAGAGAGAAAGAGAGAGAUGAUGAUGAUGCUGAAAAUGGAGAGAAAUUAUGAAGAUGGCAAAAAGUGUGUAUAUGUGUUUGUGUGUGUGUGUGUGUGUGUGUCUGUACACUCACACAUGUGUAAGUGAGAGUGCUGGUUGACACUGCUGGAAUUAUGAAUCCUUGUAUUUUGUGUGAGGCUUACUUACAGUGAAACUAGUUAUGAUGCAUUUUUUUGUCUCUGAUUGUACCCUAAAAGGCCAAUUAGCAUUUGUUUUUUCUGACCAAAUGACUGUGAUGCAAUUAUUUUAUUAAAAUAUCAACUUUUGAAUCCA
Messenger RNA from Alosa sapidissima (American shad), 2040 nucleotides. It is a transcript of the gene pmt, whose product is annotated as phosphoethanolamine methyltransferase. The record is from RefSeq and is a predicted model, not a curated record. NCBI's taxonomy places the organism in Eukaryota, Metazoa, Chordata, Actinopteri, Clupeiformes, Clupeidae. The coding region runs from base 232 to 1713 and encodes 493 amino acids. The transcript has 12 exons.